ACUAUACUAACGAGAAGAUAACAUGUGACCGUCACCAUCUGUCACACCUGUUAACCUUAACCCUUGACCCCCACACAAAUGUAAUUAAUCUGUUAACCCUUGACUUCAACCAACCGUCACACAUUUUUCUCUCACAGGACUCCUUACUGUCUGCCUCCUUUUCCCUUCCUUUUCAUAGUUGUAGGGUCCAUCUGCAUCCAAACUGUGGCGUUGGCUGGGUCUUCUUCAUCAUUCCACAUUCAUCGAAGCUCCACUAGAAAGUUUCAGAAAGUUUAACUACUUUCUCUCCACUUUUUCAGGCAAAUAUAAAAGAGUGAACGGGGGGAACACAUGCAGUUUUUAUCCUAUUCUAACGGGACAUUUUGUGAGCAGUUCACACUAAUACAUUUUGUAGACAGUACAGCAGUGGGACUUAAUUAGGUUUGAGUGUUAGAGUUCUUCCAAUUUAUUACUUGACUAAUUUCUCAAGUGUUUCAGACAAUUUUCAGGUUCCAAAAUCACCACUCAGCGCAGCAGAAGAAGCAUCCCCUGAGACCAACCUUUCACCAUGGUUGUCCCAAAAUCACCAGACAGGACAUUGUCCCAAAGCAGCCAUUUGGGAACACAUGGCAGUCAGCACUAUGGCUCAGUCCAAUCCGUCUCCCAGCUCUCUGGAAGCCAUUGUGGCUCUCAUGGAAGUUUAUCUCCAGUCAGUGAUGGUUUGGAGGGCGAAUCUCAGGACUGCAAUUCUGGUGCCGUUUGUGCUGGCCGGACUCGGGACGGUUUCUGCUGGGAUGCUGCUUGAUGUUGUGCAGAGCUGGGAUGUUUUCCAGGAGAUCUCUGAGAUCUUGAUUCUGGUCCCAGCUAUUUUAGGUAUGAAAGGGAACCUGGAAAUGACUAUGGCAUCGAGACUGUCCACUGCUGUAAAUGCCAGGAAAACUGAUUCUACCAAAGAAAGGUGGAUGCUGAUUGGUGGAAACCUUGCACUUAAACAGCUCCAAGCCACAGUUUUGGGUCUGUUGGCUUCUCUUAUGGUGACUCUGCUGGGUUGGAUGGCAGAUGGACAGAUGCCCUUCAGCCAUAUAGUACUCCUUUGUUCAACAAGCGUCUCUACUACCUUUUUGGCAUCACUGCUACAAGGCAUUGUUGUUGUGGGAGUGAUCUUUGGCUCCAAGCGGAUGGGGAUCAAUCCUGAUAAUGUGGCCACGCCCAUAGCAGCCAGUUUUGGCGAUCUAAUUACGCUUUCUUUGUUGGCGUGCUUUAGUCAGUGGUUCUACUCUUUUAUGGAGUUUUAUCCAUAUGUGUUGUACCUGGUGGAUCUUCUGUAUUUGUGUCUGAUUCCUGUCUGGAUGGUGAUCUCCUCCAAACAUCCUGCCAGUCACAUCCUGCUCCGUUCAGGCUGGGAACCAAUCAUUACAGCCAUGGUCAUCAGCAGUAUUGGAGGGCUUAUUCUGGACAAGACUGUGUCAGAUCCAAACUUGAUUGGAAUUGUAGUUUAUGCACCGGUAAUAAAUGGUGUGGGCGGGAACCUGGUGUCCGUACAAGCUAGUCGAAUUUCAACUCAUCUGCAUUUGAAUUACUCUCCUGGAGAGCUCCCUGUGGGCUCCAGAAGUUGUUUCAACCCCUUUCAAACCUUCUUUGGCUCAGGUGCACACCACCGAUCUGCUCAGGUUCUGCUCCUUUUGGUUCUUCCUGGUCAGCUGAUUUUUGUACACAUUAUUCAUGUGAUAAAAGGAGGCCUAACGCUGCCCAGUCUUCUUUUCACUGUAUUAUUCCUAUCUGCUUCUUUGACACAGGUCUUCUUGCUGCUUAUUGUUGCUGACUGUCUGGUCCACUGUCUGUGGAGGAGGGGCAAAGACCCAGACAGUUACUCCAUACCCUACCUCACAGCCCUGGGAGAUCUUCUGGGAACGGCUCUCCUCUCACUUGCUUUUCUCUUGCUGUGGUGUAUUGGAAACUCAUGAAGUGUAUGGAUUAAAGAUAAUAACCAAACAAUGAGAAGCCCAGGCAAAGACAUAGAACAGCAAAAUCUUCUUAAAACUCAUUGAGGUGAGAAGGAGAAAACAAAGUGUCAGAAAAAUGGUUAGCAGAUGUACUGCAAAGAGAAUGUUUAUUGUAGGGCUAAGAUCUAACCCUAACAGCAAAAAUAGGUUUUAAUUUAUUCUUGAAGAAAGUUUGAUACAUACUUGUCUCUAACUUCUCUGUAGCUUUAGGUGAUAAUCUAUAUUGAACAUUAAACGUUAGUAUUUAAAAUACUAAUAACACUAAUAAGGGAUUUACAGAAGAGCAUUGAUGCUUGCGUUGCUUAACAACCUUCAAGUCCCAAGAUAAAUAAAGGGCUGAGGCCUGGGGCUUUUAUUAUGGGGGUGCAACUACGUACCAGCAGAAAUGCUCUUUCCGGGCGUGCCGUGGUGGCGUAGCGGUUAGAGCGACCCGUAUUUGGAGGCCUUGAGUCCUCGAC
Molecule: messenger RNA, 2440 nt
Organism: Xiphophorus maculatus (southern platyfish)
Lineage: Eukaryota; Metazoa; Chordata; Actinopteri; Cyprinodontiformes; Poeciliidae
Gene: slc41a2a
Product: solute carrier family 41 member 2-like
Exons: 11
Coding region: 606-1943 (445 amino acids)
Biological process (GO): monoatomic cation transport
Cellular component (GO): plasma membrane
Molecular function (GO): monoatomic cation transmembrane transporter activity
Source: RefSeq, a predicted model, not a curated record